AUGGCGGCAGGGGAGAUGAGCAUCGUGCUGCAGGACAGGAGCAAGAAGACGGUGCCGAUUCAGCAGCUCGCCACGCACGCGUCGCGCGAGAAGAACUUCCGGAAAACCGUGUGCAAGUACUGGCUACAGGGGAAAUGCAUGGUCGGAGACAACUGCGACUACAAGCACGCGAUUGACCCCAACGCGAUGCCGGUGUGCGAGGAGUUCGAGCGUACAGGGCGGUGCCGCGACCUCGAGAUGGGACAGUGCCAGUACAAGCACCAGAAGCACGGCGAAUGCUUCUUGUACAAGCUCGGAUUCUGCCCCUACGGCGAGCGCAGGUGCCGCUUCCGGCACAUCCGGCUGCCGGGCCCGCCGCCGGACAUCACGACGCUCGAGGAGGCCAAGCCGGAGCACGCGCAGCACCGCAGACCCAAGGACGACGACAUGGACCGGAGGGGGGGCCGCAGGGGCAGGGGCCGGGGCCGCGGCGGUCGCGGCGGGCGGGGGCGGUAUGGGGACAGGGACGGCGGGCCCCCGGGGGGGUUCGGGGGCGGGGGGGGGUUCGGAGGGUACCUGCCCGCGCCUGGCGGGUUCGGUGGCGGAGGCGGGCAUCUGCUCACGAGGGGCGAGAGCACGGAGGCCCCACGAUUCACGGCGGAUCUUGAGCCCCACGUCGUGGCCUUCAUCACGAGCUGCCCCGGGCCGACUUUCAGGGCGAUCCCCGCCUGCCUCGCGACGGUGUGCAGGGCCUAUGCCCUCCACUGUUUGGUAGGCAACCAGCCGAUGCAGGCCGUGCCUGUGCUCAGGAUAGCCAUGGAGAAGCUGCAGCAGCGCGGAGAGGGCGGCUCGCGGGACGCGACGCUCCUCACGCCCAUGCACGGGCUCAUCCUGCGCGCCUGCGUCCACGCUGCGGACCCUGCAGCAGCGGGCGACGUCGUACGCGACACCGUGUUCGACGCGGACCCCGCCGCGAGCGGCGUCGCGGUCACUGAUGUUCUGUUGUACGGCACGUACGGCGGAAUGGCGGCUCUGGCGCUCGAGGACUAUCCGCGCGCCUCCGAACUGUUCCUGGUUGCGGCAACGGUCCCCGCCCAGGUCACCUCCGCGAUGAUGGUCGAGGCGUACAAGAAGUACACACUGACGAGCUUGCUCCACGAGGACGCGAACACCCCUGCCCAGGGCUCCUCGGGCGGCGGCCCGCGGCUCGGCAGCUCGGGCCCGUGGCUCAUGGCCGCCAGCAACAGCGGAGCCAAGUCUCUGUCGCGCCACGUCACGCAGUACACCGACCUCGCCUCGGCCUUCCGCAGCGGCGACGUCGCCCGCAUGGAGCGCGUCCUCCAGGAGAACGCGCCGCUGUUCGAGGAGGAAGGCAACUGGGGGCUCGCCAGCCUGUGCUGGGAGCGCCUUGCGGUGCGAAAGCUCCGCGCCCUGCCGUGCAUCUACGCCUCGAUCCCGCUGGACCAGGCCGCGAGCCGCGUGGGCCUCAAGACGGCCGCGGAGGCCCGCGAGCUCGUGCACCGCGUGAUGGCGGCGGGGCAGCUGUCGGCCGAGAUCGACGGCGACGUGUUGCGGUUCCGCGGGGGGGCGCCCGGGGACGAGGGAGCCGCGGGGUACGCGGACGUGGAGGCGGAGCUGCAGCGGCGGCUCGAGGAGGCGCGCGUGCUGACGGCGCGCGUGGCCGAGCUCGACCACGCGGUGUCGCUCGACAAGCCGUACCUGCUCAAGAUGAUACAAAGGGAGGGCAAGGGCGGCGGGGGCCUCGCGGCCGCGGGGUCGCCCAUGGCGGGCGGCGCUGGCCCAUCGGGUGCCGGGGCCACGAGCGAGCCGAUGAGCGACUCGUGA
Molecule: messenger RNA, 1824 nt
Organism: Pedinophyceae sp. YPF-701
Lineage: Eukaryota; Viridiplantae; Chlorophyta; Pedinophyceae
Source: the annotation of a GenBank genome assembly